Messenger RNA from Alosa alosa (allis shad), 5009 nucleotides. RefSeq names its product long-chain fatty acid transport protein 1-like. Gene Ontology annotation, biological process: phosphatidylethanolamine biosynthetic process; phosphatidylcholine biosynthetic process; phosphatidylinositol biosynthetic process. NCBI's taxonomy places the organism in Eukaryota, Metazoa, Chordata, Actinopteri, Clupeiformes, Clupeidae. The record is from RefSeq and is a predicted model, not a curated record. The coding region runs from base 318 to 2261 and encodes 647 amino acids. Gene Ontology annotation, molecular function: fatty acid transmembrane transporter activity; long-chain fatty acid transmembrane transporter activity; long-chain fatty acid-CoA ligase activity. The transcript has 13 exons. Gene Ontology annotation, cellular component: plasma membrane; mitochondrial inner membrane.
CCCGUAGACUGCAGAGGAUAGGCUACGCCAGUGAAUGGUACCAAAAAGUAACAUCGUAGCACUGCAUACAUUUAGGUUACCGAAUAGCAUACCAGGUUAUAUAUUCAAACGACUGUUUGGUAGUUUAUUUUUUUUAUCGUUCACACACACAUACGCACUCGGCAGUCUUCAAACACCACGUACGCACUCACUUGGUAGCCACCCUACAUCCGCCAGGGACCAACACUUGACGCCAACUGAGUUUUUGAAAAACAGACGUCCACCCCUGAAUUUACCAAAACACAUAUCGCAGGAAGAGAGGGAAAGUUGGGGGCAGGAUGUUGGGACUGGUCCGGGUUCCCGUGGCGGUGAGCUCCUUGGGGCUGCUGCGGCUCCUGGGGACUCCCUGGUCCUGGAGCCUGGCUGCGGGGCUGGGCGUCUACCUGGGCACUGGGGGCUGGAGGUUCCUCUACGUGGUACUCAGGACAGCUAAGAGAGACCUGUUUGGCCUGUACGUGCUCCUGCGGGUGAAGUUCUCCAUUCGUCGGCACCUGCGCCUGGGCAGCACCAUCCCCUCCAUCUUCGCCGCCACAGCGGCGCGCCACCCCGACAAGCCGGCGCUCGUGUGCGAGUCGACGGGCGAGACGUGGACCUUCGCCCAGCUGGCCGGGCGCUCGGACGCGGUGGCCCAGUGGGCUCUGGCCCGGGGGUGGGCGCCGGGCGACGUGGUGGCCGUGUACGCGGAGAGCCGCCCGGAGCUGGUGGCGCUGUGGCUGGGCCUGGCCAAGGUGGGCGUGGAGGCGGCGCUGCUGAACUUUAACCUCCGCCGCCACGCACUGCUCCACUGCGUCAGCGUGUCCGCAGCACGGGCGCUCGUGUUUGGAGCCGAGCUCGCCGACGCUGUGCAGGAGGUGAGUUCAUCGCUGGGCUCAUCCAUGCAGCUGUUCUGCACAGGUGAUCUGAGUGCAGAACUGCUCCAGUCCCUCUCUGCCCAGAACCUGGACCGUGUCCUGGCCUCCACCCCACAGACGCCGCCGCCGCCAACACACAACAAGAGCUUCAACGACAGACUCUUCUAUAUCUACACGUCUGGAACCACUGGGCUGCCCAAAGCCGCCAUCGUGGUACACAGCAGGUACUUCCGCAUCGCUGCUUUCGGGUACCACUCUUUCAGCAUGCGGUCAGAUGACAUCAUCUACAACUGCCUGCCGCUCUACCACUCAGCAGGUAACAUCAUGGGUGUGGGGCAGUGCCUGCUGCAUGGACUCACAGUUGUGGUGAAGAAGAAGUUCUCCGCCAGCCGCUUCUGGGACGACUGCAUCAAGUACAACUGCACAGUGGUGCAGUACAUUGGUGAGAUCUGUCGCUACCUCCUCUCCCAGCCAGUCCGUCCGUCGGAGGCAUCCCACCGCGUGCGUCUGGCCGUGGGCAACGGCCUGCGGCCCAGCGUCUGGGAGGCCUUCACCCAGCGCUUCCGGGUCAAGCAGGUCGGAGAGUUCUACGGCGCCACGGAGUGUAACUGCAGCAUCGCCAACAUGGACGGAAAGGUGGGGGCGUGUGGCUUCAACAGCAGGAUCCUGCCCGGUGUGUACCCCAUCCAGCUGGUGAAGGUCAACGAGGAGAGCAUGGAGCUGGUUCGGGACAGCAGGGGACUGUGUAUAUCAUGCAGACCAGGGGAGCCUGGACUGCUUGUGGGGAAGAUAAAUCAGCAGGACCCUCUGCGUCGCUUCGAUGGCUACGCCAACCAGGAUGCCACCAAUAAGAAGAUAGCUCACAACGUUUUCAAAAAGGGAGACGCGGCUUACCUCUCAGGUGACGUGCUAGUGAUGGACGACCUUGGCUACAUGUACUUCCGGGACCGCAGUGGCGACACGUUCCGCUGGAAGGGCGAGAACGUCUCCACCACCGAGGUGGAGGGCACCCUGAGCGGUCUCCUGGGCCAGGCAGACGUGGCGGUGUAUGGGGUGCCCGUGCCAGGAGCGGAGGGGAAGGCCGGCAUGGCGACGAUCGCUGAGGCCACUGGAGGCUUUGACUGUGAGGCGUUCCUGAAGGGGGUCCAGGCUGCACUUCCCCCUUACGCCAGACCCAUCUUCCUGCGCCUGUCACCGCAGGUGGACACCACAGGAACCUUUAAGAUCCAGAAGACACGGCUUCAGAGGGAAGGAUACGACCCAAGGCACUCCGCCGACCGGAUCUACUUCCUGAACAGUCGGGCAGGGCGUUACGAGGCUCUGACUGAGGACCUUUAUAGCGCCAUCACGGAAGGACGAGUGUGCAUCUGAGGCUGUCUGCGACCCUCUGGGGUUUACAGUCGCAUAGCAAACUAGUUAGGUAGACAGAUAGCUGUGUUGAUGGACACACAGAUUGUAAUGUGUAUGCUGAGGCAGACAAACUGACUGACUGAUAACCAAUCCCACUUAUACUAGGGCAUGGAUGGAUGGAUGGAUGGAUGGAUGGAUGGAGGGAUGGGUUUGAUAUAUAGAUGUGUGAAUGAAGGCCAGAUGGAGAUAUGGAUGAAUUAAUUAAUGGAUGGAUGGGCAGAAAGAUGGAUGGAUAAAUGAAUGAAUGUAGAGAGAUGGUUAGAUUUAUAGAUGUGUGAAUGAAGGGCUAGUUAGAAAUAUGGAUGAACUAAUGAAUGAAUGGAUGGAUGGAUAGACCGCAAGAUUGACACCUAAACUGAUGCAUAGACCAGCAUAAUGUUACUGAUGAACUGAGGUAUGCAGCGAUGAGUUAGCCGCCACAAACCCACAGGUCAGGAUGGCUUGACUGACAAAUCUCAUCAUAAAUACAUACAUAUGAAGAGGUAGACGGACAUGUUGACAAGUAGACUGACUAGAAUAGCUGGAUGAAGACUAUCAGUUGGACAGACUGGUAGAUAAACUCUGAAACACGCACACAGAGAGAGAGAGAGAGAGACAAGAGUGUCUGCUUAUUCCUGUCUGUGUGGCAGGGCUGUUUUUGCUAUCUAGGGUGUGCUGUGUGAUUGUGUUUGUGUGUAGUGGAGGCAUUAUGGAGGUGGGGGUGUGGGGUGGAUGUAUAUCACCAGCACAUUCUGCUCACCAAUCACCAGCCCCCGCAACCCCCCGCUCCCGCCUGCCACCGCAAAGUAGACGGCUCCACCAAAAGCCCUACCGGCUGUUAAGGAAGCGCUGUUCUCAGGUCUCUGGGAAUCAAUACUGUGAAGAAAUUUUUUUGUGUGUUGAACCGUGCAGCCUGGAUAACGACUGACUCCGAGUCUGAUCUAACCCUGAUCCGGCGGGUCUGUGAGCUGAGAGUUAGCUGCUAUCUGGGCGGAUAAUACACAUAGGAGGAUGUGUGUUGGUAGGUGAGUUAGUCAGAUGUAGCCAUUGGACGAGAUGUUCAUGAAGUAGUGCUGUGUCACUGCUAUUUCAGUUUCUUUAUUUUAUUAUUCUAUUAUUACUCUAUUAGUGCCGUGUAGUUGUUUUACUUUAAUUAAUGCCGUGUCAUUGUUAUUUGACUUUAUUUUAAUAUUUUAUUUUUGUUAGCUUUCCAUUGGCACUGAAACUCAACAAGCACUAGGCACUUCAGAGGUAACUGUGAUUAGCUGUCAAUGAUCCUGGUGUUUAUUUAAUUGAUGACAAGCUUAAUAUCAUAAGAUACAUCUGACCAUUUCAUGCUGAGUGAGUCAGGUUAAUGAACAAACAAGCAAACAAAAACACUGAAAAAAAAACUCCAUUUCCAACUGUAUUCUAUCUUCUAUCUUCUAACAGCUAUCUGGACUGCUCUUCUAUUGUUAGCUUAGCUCAUUGUUACUUACUGGUUAGCAUGCUACUUAGCAACAGGAGCAUCUGCCACUGUGGGUGACAUAACGGCAAACGCUAUAUACCUCUGAAGUUCGCCUACAAAAAAUGCUACCAUCUUUGCCCAUAUAUGGAGAUUCCUGGUAUCUUGAGAUUUUUCCUAUGGGAAAAUAACAUGAGGAUUUGGAAUUAUCACACCUGUUAAACUCUUGCGGGAAAUUCAAUUGUUUUGCUCUACACACUUUUGUCCUCUUCCUUCAAGUGGAUACUGUGAUCUCCGGUACGUGAAGGCGGCACACUUUGAUUUUUGCUACCCCAGAGCAAACUUGCGAUGCAACUUCCCAUUAAGUUAGUUAGCAAAUUAGCUCUGGGGUAGCAAAAAUCAAAGUGUGCCACCUUCACGUACCAGAGAUAACAAUAUCAAAUCGAAGGCAGAGGACAAAAAUGUGUGUUCAGGAAGACGUCUGCAUUUCAGACUUUUUUAUCCCCGCAAGAGUUCAACAGGUGUGAUAAUUCAAAAUCCCCAUGGAAAAUUAGCCAGAUACCGGAUCUCAAAGGUGGCAGCUUUUUUGUAGGCGAACUUCAGAAGUCUAAGCCCUAGGUGUCUGACUACUAAUGUGUUUAAGCAAAAGCACUCAUAUUGAUAUGCUGUAUCUGUAGGUCAAAAGACUGUUAAUCACAGAUAGGGCAAGACUGAAUUGGAUGUAAACCUCAAGCUGAUCUAUGCUGACUAAGAUGUUACUGUAUUAAUGGUUGAUUUGGUGUGUGUGUGUGUGUGUGUGUGUGUGUGUGUGUGUGUGUGUGUGUGUGUGUGUGUGUGUGUGUGUGUGUGUGUGUAUCCAGUAAGAGUUCAAAUGCAUGUAUGUGUUUAUAUGUGUAUGAGAGAGAGCUAGAGAAAGAUGUGAUUUCAAAAAGCAAAAGUAAAACACACAUAAUGUAUCCCAUCACAAUAAGCUCCACCCAUAUCUUUUGAUGCUGCUGGGUGAACCAAUCAUGACGUCUUUGAACCACACUCCGGUCCGAGUAAGAAAAAAAAAAAAACACUGCACACUUUGAACAAAAGAAUAUACAACUAUGCCUUUAAUACGCUAUGACAAACCCAUAAGUGCCUGACUGUAAAUACUGACAAAGUAGUGAAUCAUUUCUGCCAGAUCUGGCGGGCGGACUCUAAAGCACCUAACCCUCGAACUGAGACAGAGGUUGAUCUGUUUGUACUCCAUUGAGGAAUUGGAAUAAAUGCUCUAACUCUGACAAAACAAGGAAACCAUC